Molecule: messenger RNA, 2813 nt
Organism: Dreissena polymorpha
Lineage: Eukaryota; Metazoa; Mollusca; Bivalvia; Myida; Dreissenidae
Product: gamma-soluble NSF attachment protein-like
Exons: 10
Coding region: 77-1033 (318 amino acids)
Biological process (GO): intracellular protein transport
Cellular component (GO): vacuolar membrane; SNARE complex
Molecular function (GO): syntaxin binding; soluble NSF attachment protein activity
Source: RefSeq, a predicted model, not a curated record
AUUUUUAAAGUGGAGUGUAACCUGAAAUGCGGUGUCAACUUUUGUGUCAUAUUAUCAUUAUGUGAAUACGUAAACAAUGUCAUCAACUAAAGUUUCUGAAGCCUUGGCUCAUAUAGAAAAAGCUGAAAAAUGCUUGAAAACUUCCUUCCUGAAGUGGAAUCCUGACUACGAUGGCGCAGCAUCAGAGUACAUUAAAGCUGCUACAUGUUACAGAAAUGCAAAGGCCCUUCCUGAAGCUAGGGAAGCAUACAUCAAAGCUGCAGAGAUUCAACACAGAAUGAAGGCUCCAUUCCAUUCUGCAAAGUCAUAUGAACAGGCAGGCCUGCUGAGUAAGGAGAAUGGAGAGAUGGACCUCGCCGUGAAACUGAUGGAGCAGGCGGCCCUGAUGUUCCAGGAACAUGGCACACCAGAUACAGCCGCUCUCUGUCUGGAAAAGGCUGCCAAAAUGGUGGAGCAGUCUCACCCGGCAAGAGCAGCUGACUUGUACAAGAAAGCCUCCGAUGUUGCUGAUAUUGAAGACCAUGCACGUCAGAGUGCUGAGAGCAUUGGGAAAGCUGGCAGGAUAUUCUUGAGAUUGCAAAGGUAUGAGGAAGGUGCGCAGUGUCUGUGCAAGGAGAUAGAGUUCCAUGCAGCCAGUGAGAACUUCCCCAUGAUAGCAAAGCUUGUGCUGGCCGUUGUACUUGUGAAGCUUACCUUAGAGGACUAUGUGGCCGCGGAACACUUCUUCAGAUCUGCAGGAAAGUACCCGCAGUUUGGGGACUCAGAAGAAGCGAUAGCUAUCGAGGAACUUCUGGCAGCCUACGACAGUGGGGAUGAGGAAAAUGCACGCAGAAUACUCAAUCUUCCACUCAUCAAGUACAUGGACAAUGUGUUCAACAAACUAGCUAGGUCACUUGUGAUCCCUGGUGAAGUCAAAAGGGCUGAUCCAAACCUGGGUGUGGCCUCAAGGGCAGCAGGAGGCGGAGCUAAUGUAGAAGGGGGAGGAGCUCCUGUCCAAUUGGAUGACGAGGAACUUGAGGGUGGGCUGUGCUAACAGUAUGAUUGACAGGAGAAAAUGUGAUUGACACAUGAGAGGGAGUCAGUGACACAUGAGAGGAAUUAGCUCAUGAGUGAGAUCGAUGAAAUGAAAAUACGGAACAAUUAAUUGAUAGAGGAAGAAUAUGAGUUUUGGAGACAUUACAAACUGAGUAGACACAAAUUUAGAUACAAAUAAUGUAGCAUUAUUUUUUUCAAUAAAAGUUUGUUAAAGCAGUCUUAUUCAUUGAUUGAACAGAAAUGUGCUUCAUAAUUUUAUGUUGAAAUUAUUAAGUAUAACUCAAUAGUGUGCAGGUUCUCUGUAAUUAUAUAGGAAACAAAUUACGGGUUUUAAGAUACUUUUUGUGAAAUGUUUCAGCAGUUGAGAUUGGUGUGUAUGUAACAAUAUGGGCAACUUCCUGGGAAAACUGGGCUUAAUGCUGGUGAGUGUUGUUGGUCUAGAUUAGUCUGUACAAUAUGCACAGGCUAAUCAGGGACGAUACUUACCGUUUUAUAAUCCCCGAAAUAUUUUCAGUGGAGCAUAUAGUUGCCAGUUUAUAGUUCCUUCCUUCCUUCCCCCCUUCCUUCCUUCCUUCCUUCCGUCACACUUUUUGACAGUUUCUCAUAGCACCUUUAUUUCUUUACCGAUCUCUUUCAUAUUUGGCAUGUAGGUACCUUGCAUGGACCUCUACCUUUUAAUGAGGUUUGAGGUCACUAGGUUCAAGGUCAAGGUCACUGAGGCUAAAAAUAGAUUUUUCCGUCACACUUUUUUGACAGUUUCUCAUAGCACCUUCAAUACUUUACCGAUCUCUUUCAUAUUUGGCAUGUGGUUAGGUGGUUAUUAACACAUAGAUUGACAAAGCUCAUCAUCGGGGAGCAUCCAUCUGUUUCACUGAUAUUCUUGUGUUUUAUAUUCCCAGAACGUGGCUCAAAUAAGGGUAAGGGAAAGUAUUUCUGGCACUGCUGGUAAAAGACUGCAACAGCAAAGCAGUUUAUAGUGGCUUUAUUUACAACGUUUUUUGUCCCCUACCGGUUUCACUGGAGGGGACUUAUGGUUUGUGCUCUGUGUGUCCAUGAGUCCAUCAGUCUGUGAGUCUGUCACACUUUUUUGGAUCCUGCAAUAACUUAAAAAAUUCUCAAUAUUUUUUCAUGAAACUUCAAACAUGGAUAGACAUUAUGCACGUCAUUUUAUUUUGUUCCUAUGUCAAAAAUUCUGGUUGCUAUGGCAACAUAAAAAAAUAAAAAUAAAUUGUUAUUUCUGACAAUGGUGACGCCGUAAGGGGACAUAUAUUGCUUGGCAAUAGUCUUGUUCUUGCAUGACUUCUUCAUACAAUUUAUUAAAUUUCCUUGUAAGAUUGUAAAUGCUUCAAAUAGUGUUAUGGAUUUUUACUCUCUAUAAAUUAUCAAAUUGUUGAGCAAUAUCCUGCACAUGUGCUAAUUGAAAAUACUGUGAGCUGUUACAACAUUUGAUGAAAAAAAGUUUUUCACGUAUAAAAACCCAUUCCCUGAACAUAUGAACAUUUUUCAAGUCCCAGUGCAAUUUGAUAGUAGUCCCAUAUUAGUUUAAGCAUUCCAAGUCAAAGGUGGGCAAAUAAGGAUGUUUUGAUACAACUUAUGCAAAUUCUUAUAUUUACGAUUUUUACAAGAUGUUUGACAUUUAAGUCAUCUACAAAGUAGCACGUGUUGAAAACCAGUGGUAAAAUUUGUCCAUUUAGACUUCUUGUUAGAAAGUGUUGCUUUUAUUUAUUACUUUAUAUAUUUUUUUUUAAUUAUUGUGCAAUAAAAAUGUAUGUAUAACC